Molecule: messenger RNA, 1049 nt
Organism: Drosophila willistoni
Lineage: Eukaryota; Metazoa; Arthropoda; Insecta; Diptera; Drosophilidae
Product: enoyl-CoA hydratase domain-containing protein 3, mitochondrial
Exons: 2
Coding region: 84-935 (283 amino acids)
Cellular component (GO): mitochondrion
Molecular function (GO): hydro-lyase activity
Source: RefSeq, a predicted model, not a curated record
UAGUUAUUUCGAUAACAAACUCGGUUUGAUCACUUUCGAAUAUCAGCUGUUUGCUCUACUCCCAUACAUAAAUAAAUAAAGAAAUGCUGCGGAAUAUAAAAAAUUCCUUUAGAAUAUCUCAACGGUUGGCAAGUAAUGCUGCUGCUUCGGGAUCAAAUAAUGCAAAGGAUUACCUCCUGGUUAAGGAAUCAGAUGGUGUUCGUGAGAUCACCUUGAAUCAUCCGAAAACAUUGAAUUCCCUCUCAUUGGAAAUGAUGACGGCCUUACAUGAAGCCAUGCUCAAGGAUGCGAACAAUAUUAAUUUGCGUUGUGUUGUCCUUGCGGCAAAUGGCAAAGUUUGGUCAGCUGGACAUAAUCUCAAGGAAUUGCAGGCCAAUCCGGCGAUCAAGAAAGAUGUAUUCCAAAAGUUAACCGACAUUGUCCUAGACAUACGAAAAUUGCCGGUGCCGGUUAUAGCGAAAGUCAAUGGAUUUGCCGCCGCAGCUGGAUGCCAAUUGGCUGCCUCCUGCGACAUUGUUGUCUGCACCACGUCCAGCAAAUUCUCCACACCAGGAGCCGGUGUGGGAAUCUUUUGUAGUACUCCCGGUGUGGCCAUUAGUCAGGUUAUGCCACGUCCCAAGUCGGCAUAUAUGCUAAUGACUGGUUUGCCCAUCAGUGGUGUGGAUGCCUAUGUGGCCGGUUUGGCUACCAAAGUGGUGCCCGAGGCUGAGCUUGAUAAGGAAAUCGAUGAAAUCACUCAGUCCAUUAGAAUAAAAAGCCGUGCUGUGAUUUCUUUUGGCAAAAAGUUCUAUUAUGAACAACUAAAUAUGCCAGUCGAGGAGGCAUAUCUUCAAGCUGGUGCGAAAAUGUGUGACAACCUCGAAAUGACCGACUGUCGGGAGGGUAUAACAAGUUUCAUAGAGAAACGUAAGCCCACCUGGAAACAUGAAGACUAAAAGCCAAAAAUAUCUCUUGUUGAAACUGUUGUUAAAUAGGCUAUACCAAUUGUGCAUUUACGUUUUUAAAAACAGUCUUUUAAAUUGUUUAUAAACUUUUCCAUGUGAAUUUAA